Molecule: messenger RNA, 5491 nt
Organism: Pelmatolapia mariae (spotted tilapia)
Lineage: Eukaryota; Metazoa; Chordata; Actinopteri; Cichliformes; Cichlidae
Gene: slc24a3
Product: solute carrier family 24 member 3
Exons: 17
Coding region: 171-2108 (645 amino acids)
Biological process (GO): intracellular calcium ion homeostasis; calcium ion transmembrane transport
Cellular component (GO): plasma membrane
Molecular function (GO): calcium channel activity; calcium, potassium:sodium antiporter activity
Source: RefSeq, a predicted model, not a curated record
AGUCUGGUGAACUUUACGAAGCCAUCCAAAAGCCAGUCGUAUCUCCUCCCGUCGAGUAACUUCAGUACCCGUACAGUAAGCUUGUGUGCCUCUGCCUCCUCGCCUCAGGUUCUCGUACCUUUGCACCACCACCGGGGGUACCGCCGGAACGCUCGUGAGAGAAGAGCGCCAUGGCCCGUGUGGUGGUUGAAGGGAUGCCGGAGACGGUCGUCGGAGGAGGAAUGAUGCUGAACCGGCGGAGGAGCAAAGCCAGGCGAAGGAAGCGAAAGGAGUUGUUCGUCGUCCAGAUGUGCUUUGCGGGGGUACUUCUGUGGGUUGUCGUUGGGCUCAAGACUGUGGCACAGAAAGCAGGAUAUCAUGUUUCCAGCUCCAUGGUUGUGGAGGAGGCAAGAUGGGAAAGUCGUCACCUUCUACAGGAAGACAACCACUCCAAGCUGUACUCUGAGCCUGAGAAGAACUGCACCGAACCAGCAAUCCAUGAGUUCCCCAGGGAUUACUUCACCAACAAGCAGCGCGUGGAAGGAGCAGUGGGUCUGCACGUGCUUUGCGCAGUCUACAUGUUCUACGCUCUGGCAUUGGUGUGUGAUGACUACUUUGUCCCCUCGCUAGAGAAGAUAUGCGAGCGUCUGCAUCUGAGUGAGGAUGUUGCAGGAGCGACCUUCAUGGCAGCAGGCAGUUCAGCGCCUGAACUGUUUACCUCUGUUAUUGGAGUUUUCAUCACUAAAGGUGACGUCGGGGUCGGCACCAUUGUGGGAUCUGCCGUCUUCAACAUCCUCUGCAUCAUCGGAGUGUGCGGGAUAUUCGCUGUGCAGACGAUCCGUCUCUCCUGCUGGCCUCUGCUCAGAGACUCAGUCUACUACACCUUAUCGAUCUCUGCUCUUAUAGUGUUCAUAUAUGAUGAAAAAGUAGUUUGGUGGGAAGCUCUCACGCUGAUCCUGAUGUAUUUUGUCUACAUUUUGAUCAUGAAACUGAAUUCCUACAUUGUCCGUUUCCUGGGGAGGAGGAAGAAGAACUCGACCACUUUGAGAAACGGUGCAGCAAAUAACACAGAACUGGACGAUGGCUGUGAUGCUACUGCUGUUCUUUUAAAGAAAGCGAACCACCACAGGAAGACAUCUGUGUUAAUGGUAGACGAGCUGCUGUCAGCGUACCCCCACCAGCUGUCCUUCUCCGAGGCCGGCAUGAGGAUCAUGAUCACCAGCCACUUCUCCCCCAGAACUCGUCUCACCAUGGCCUCACGAAUGCUCAUCACUGAGAGGCAGCGUCUAAUCAACACACGGACUUUGACUAACGGUGACUCUGAGGUUCCUGUGAAGGGAGGGAGCAGGUGGGGCAUAGAAAACGGGCUGUCUGGAGCUGAAAGGGGCGUCGGCGUUCGACACGAUGACCGAGAGGCCGGCAAUGAGACGGAUAACGAGGACAACGAGAACAAUGAGAAUGAUGAAGAGGAAGAAGAGGAGGAAGGAGAGGGACCUUAUGUACCAUUCCAAUGCCCAGCGGGUGGGUUUAAUAAACUGAAGUGGCUGCUGGCUUGGCCUCUGGCCCUGCUGCUAUACUUUACCAUCCCCAACUGCUCCACACCUCGCUGGGAGAACUGGUUCAUGCUGUCUUUUGUUUCCUCCACACUGUGGAUCGCCAGCUUCUCCUACAUCAUGGUCUGGAUGGUAACAGUGAUAGGCUUCACACUCGGUAUUCCAGACGUCAUCAUGGGUAUCACAUUCCUGGCAGCCGGCACCAGCGUCCCCGACUGCAUGGCCAGUCUUAUAGUGGCACGACAAGGAAUGGGUGACAUGGCGGUGUCCAACUCCAUCGGCAGUAAUGUGUUCGACAUCCUGGUAGGGCUCGGUCUUCCCUGGGCUCUAAAGACCUUGGCUAUCAACUAUGGCUCUGAUAUCAAAUUAAACAGCAAAGGACUCAUCUUCUCUGUGGGGCUCCUGCUGGCAUCCGUGUUUAUGACAGUCCUGGGAGUUCACCUAAACAACUGGACGCUGAACAAACGUCUGGGUUUCAUGUGUCUCAUCCUCUACUCCAUCUUCUUGUGUUUCUCCUGCCUCAUCGAGUACAACAUCUUCACCUUUGUCAACCUGCCGACCUGCCGGGAUGACUGAGACACGCACGCAUAUACAACACACUCACUGUGCACACACUUACACAAACAAGUGGUGUUUGCAAGGAAUUCAAAAAGAAAUAUUAAAUAGAUAGCUGGUGGCAACAAGCGGAAGAUCUUAUUGGAGACCAAAGAAUUAAUUGCAAAUACUAUUUGGCACAGGUCUGACUCACACUGAUUUUUCUGUGGCUUGUUUUUUUGCAAUAUGGAGCUGCUCUGGUGUUUAGCCCACACCAGACCAGAGAGUGGGACUGAUUCCAGGAGUAGAGAUGGAAGCAACCAACGGACAGCACAGAGGAUGAUAACCUCGCACGCACGCACACGCACGCACGCACACACACAGAGAAAUUAUUCUACUACUGCUCACUCCUGACAUGAGGACCUUUUAUUUUGAAACUCCCUGUGUUAGGUGUGAUGUUUCCUAGCUGCUAACCUUUCCUGAGAGGAAAGGCGGGUCUUUUAGAUCUACUAGUUGAAAGUAAUAAGUAAUAAAAAAAAUAAAAAUAAAAGCAAUGAUGUAAAGAGAUGGGAAGUUUAGACAGAGUUAGGGCCACGAGUCUUCAUUAUUUGUUACAGUGUUUACUUGGGACUUUUUUUAUUUCCAUCUUACGCUCGCAUUUACAGUUUUUCUUUUUAGACAUGCACCUAUAAGUCUCCACUUCAGCAGAAACAGGGCAUUAUCCCGUCACCUUUUUAUAAAUUAACUCACGGCCGUAGCUGUCAUGUUUCAUAUUGAUUUCCUUUCUAUAAAUAGCUCACCUUUGUAAAUAACCCCCAGAUGUCCUAUUUAUUAUUUAUUCCUGUCAUACGCACAGUUCUCCUCUGGAGGUCACAAGAGCACCUGGGCAGGUUUUUGUUUGUGCAGCCGGGGAUCCAGGUCGAUGAUCACAAUCACAAGCACAAUUUUUUGUGAGGGCAUUUUGCAAAAUUCCGUUUGAUCUGGAUGAGUAGUUCUACGUGUGGACGGGACAUACAGAGCUCAAACUUGCACUGAAGAGCGGGAGAGCAAGGUGUUUACCCGCUGAAGCACGCUGAUUAUGAGGAGAGGAUCCUUGUAAAAUGAAGCAGGUUUGUGUGGAGUGGGUUCGAGAAGCAGAUGUAUUUAUGUCUUUUGUGAGUGGGGAACUGCUGCUUGUUCUCCUCUCAGAGACACUGACCAAAUAGACUCAAAACAGCGGUGGCAUUAUUCGAGACGACACCUGGACCAGGUGUUUGCUCUGUGCUGGAAGGAUGGAUGGAUGUCCUGCUUUACUUCUCUGAGGGUGAGCAAUGUAACUGGUAGUAAAGUAGGACUUUUUACCCCAACUCUUUAAGGUUGGGAGGAGUUUCCACUAUAUUUUUCUCCAGGAGUUCUUUGUAUUUUGUAAUGCCUAAUGUCUAGAUCUGUCCAGAUUUGGUAGGUUUGUGGCACAUAAAUAUUCCUACUAGUUUUUAGAGCAUGUACAAUGUGGUUUGUGAAACCCUCCGGGGAAUUUUUAUUCCACUAAGGGGCCAGUAAAGUUGAAUUAUUCUUGAAAGACUUCCACCAACAUUGAAGUGAACGCUUGUCAGUCAGGGUUGAUUCUUGUCACACAGUUUUCAUCAAAAUGUCAGCUUUUCCUCAGACAGGUUCAUUUCAAAUGUCAAGUGCUCUAUGCUCUUUUUUUCUCACCGAGGGAAGAGUAUUGCUAAAAGAAAAAAAUCUAUUGUUUCAGGUACUUUGUUAAUUUAUUGAUCAGAAAUAUAAAAUAUCUAAAAUAGGAAAUGCUGUCUUUCGAAUGUAUAAAUAUUUCAUAUAUCAUAGGUAUUUAUUUAUUUCAUAGAAACAGACAGUACAGCGCAACCAUAACCGGAAAACAGGGUCUAAAUCUUAUGUAAUGCAAUAACUUUGAGAUUACCGAUAUGUAAAUAUGGCGCUUUGCUGAUAAAACAUGACUUUAUAGUGGAGUUUAAAAAGGUGCAUUCAAAUCAUAAAUGUCUGUUAAUAUUGUUGUUAGACUGCUCAAACUAUCCAAACACAACAACAAGCUCAAAUCAUGAAGAGGAACUGUGAGAAUGUCUGCCUGACGGGAGACCUUAACACAGUCUGAGGUGAUCAUUAUUAUACAUAUAUCAGGGUAUAACUGUUAAUCCACCUCAAACUUUUCCUCCAGAGUUUCCCUGAAAGAGCUCAACGAGGUGCUAAUUACAAACCAAAUAACUGGAUGACUUUUGUUGUGUCAAUAACAGCUCCUGAGGAAUGUCUACAAAGCCCACUUCUUCCUGAAAAAAAGCUAAAAAUUAAAAUUUUAUUUGUCACAUGCACAGAAACGCUUGUGUCCAAGCUGCAGACUGGCUGCACCAUUCCUGGGCUUGGUUUUAGCAUCAUGGGGGUCUAGCCAGCACCCUUAACUGGAUACUGAGUGGGAAUUAAACUUAUGACUCCCGCUCUAAAGGUGUGUAGCUUUACCACUACACUAUCCAGCUGCUGGGAUGAACAAAUAGACAAAUUAAUCUAGGUGUAAAAGAUGAGAAAGAAAAAUGAGGUUGUUUUUUUUUUAAUAUCCAAAUUUCAAACGUCUGAUUACUGUGGAGGUUAAACACAUCAGUAUGAGCUAAAUCAAGAAAUGGAUCAAAAUGUCUCGUAGCAUUCCACUCUCUGAGGUACACGUGGUUUUCCUCUGUGUCAUCCUGUCCGUUACCAACACCUUUCUAAUCCAAGGCAUUAGUUGUGGCCAUCUUAUUUAUUUCAAAAUAUAUUGUGCACUUUACUAUCAAACAAUUUAUGCUACAGAUUAUUUGGUUCAAACGUCAUGUGCUGCUAUUAACUUGCAUGUACCUACAGUGUAAAACAUGAGGUACUUUGAAACUAACCAAAACACGCUCUCAUUAUGAAACGACACAUCUUGUAGAGGAGAUUUCUAAAUAAUUUGUGAUAUUCACAUGGGUGAUAUAUUGCUAAUGUACAUAUGUAUAUAAAUAGGUGUAAAUGUAUUUAUAUAUUUUUUGUCUCAAUCUGUAUAUCUGUUGAAUAUAUUUUCAUAGUUCCUAGGUCUCCUCUGUAAUCCCCUUUGUUUUGACGUGUUUCUUGUCCUUUGUUUACUCGCAUGGAGAUACUUCGAUAUAAUAAAUUAUUUAUGGUAAAUCUUAAUGUACUUUGGGAUGAGAGUCUAAAGCAUUUUUAGAUGGCACUGGAGUUAGUUUGUACUGGAAAUCCUAGAUGACUGCAUGCUGUGGCUAGCACAGGAUGUAAGAGAUAGUGAGUGAGAGUGUAUGCAGAUGAUAUCUUUCUGUGCAUAUCUAAGCUUUACCUCUUCCUACGCAGAAACUUUUCAAAAGAAAUUGUUUACUUUGUGUUUAGAUGUCUCAAAUGUAAUUUUAGAGAUCAUUUUGCUACCUGAGCAUUAAUAAAGUUGUCAUUGCUUA